Laccaria bicolor S238N-H82 is the source of this 1485-nucleotide messenger RNA. RefSeq lists its product as uncharacterized. Gene Ontology annotation, molecular function: protein serine/threonine phosphatase activity. The record is from RefSeq and is a predicted model, not a curated record. Bases 1 to 1485 code for a protein of 494 amino acids. NCBI's taxonomy places the organism in Eukaryota, Fungi, Basidiomycota, Agaricomycetes, Agaricales, Hydnangiaceae. Gene Ontology annotation, biological process: protein dephosphorylation. The transcript has 3 exons.
AUGGCGAGGUUGUUCUGGAGGGGUUCGGCCCUCUUCAGGCCCUCUGUAGCUACCCUCACUACACUCGGUGUUCUUGGAACCACAUACCACACCACUGGAGUUGCCCAUGCGGAUAAUAACGGCGCUUUGGAGGAAAACUCCGCCUAUCUUGGAGUUUCUCAAACAACCUCGAGGAGGCGUACAGCAAUUGAGCCUUUUCCUUUUGGAAAAAAUAGGGAUGUGAUCUGGACGCACCCACAAGCUUCUGCAUUCAGUGCUACAGUCGAAGGAGACACAGGUAUUGCGCGGAUAGACUCGCUCACCUUGUCCAAUAAAGCAUGGUCGGAAGAUUUCGUUGCGCUGAGAUCUGUGUCGGUGUCGGGUCUCACGAAGGACGCCCUGUCAACUAACUGGUCCCUCGUCUCCCUCACAAACGGGUUCAGUGGCAGUCGAAUCAGUCUCGAGCUAAGUAAAAUAAUCAAUAACGCCGUUCUCGACGGUCUCACAACCAACCUCCACGAAUAUGUAAAACCCAAUAGCGAAACUGAAUUCACCGACGUCGAGACUUCCCCAUAUCCAACAGAGCCUUACGAAGAAGCCGUCAAUCGGAUAAUUAAGAGUUACUUCGUGGCGAUAGACACCGCCUUCACAGAAGACCCCUUGAAAGAGGCAUUAUCCUCUGGGAAGAAAGCAGAUGCUAUCCGUCCACAAUCCGUUGCGCUGAGCGGCUGCUCAGCAAUACUCUCCCUCUACGACUCCUCCGCUAAGCAGCUACGAAUAGCACUCACUGGCGAUUCGCGGGCGCUUCUCGGCCGCCCCCUGAAAAACAAAGAUGGGAGCAAAUCAUAUGAGGUGCACGUCCUCACCGCCGAUCAGACAAUCCAGCCAUCAUCACCUCAUGCCUCCGUCAUCGCCCAAGCUAAGCUGCCCCACCCCGUAUCCCGCGCUUUCGGUGUCGCUUCUCUUAAAUGGGGGCGUGAGAUCCAGCAACGGUUGCACGAAGAAUACCUUGGAGAUCGUCCGUUCCUACCCACCACCACCGCAGAGCCACCAUAUAUCACAGCAGAGCCAGUGAUCACCUCGAUCUCAAUCAAGCCGGGGGAUUUUCUCGUCUUGGGGUCCGCAGGACUUUGGAAAAGCUUGACGAACGAAGAAAUUGUAGGCCUCCUGGGGGUCUGGGUCGACCGCGGGAUGAUAAACGCUGAUACCAAUGUUGUGGAAAGGUUAUCAUCCUCCGAACUUCUCAAUCCCAGGGACUUACCUGUUGCUGGGAGGUCGGCCAAGGUGGUUAAGGGUGACUCAGACGAUGGUACAACUAUGUACCGCCGCUGGCGAACAAAGAAACAGUUCGUCUGCGUUGACCAUAACGCUGGACUUCAUCUCGCAAGAAACGCUCUCGGAGGCUCAGAUCAAGAUCUGACAGCCGCUCUGCUCAGCAUGUCGCCUCCGCGGGCGGCUUUGUUUCGGGACAACAUUAGCGCUACAGUCGUGUUCUUUGACGACUAG